GUAAGUAAGUAAGCGGCAGGGUUGGUUUUUUUUGUUUGUUUGUUUUGUUUUUUCUUUUUCUCUUCUUCCUCCUCUCCUUCACUGGAAGGAUGUGGUAAAGAGCUCUGACUUAAAACUCAACUGGAACCACACAUGGCGCUUUAAGGGGACUUUAAAGACCUUUCUUUUGUCUUGGUCAACUUCUGUGUUUUUUGUGAGGCUUGUGAGCAGAGCUGAUAGAGAACGAUUAGUACUAUUUUUUUUUUUUUUUUCUUUUUCCUCCAUCUUUUAGAAUAGGAAAUGCCUACUGUCAGUAGGUAUAUGACUUUUCGUUCAUCAAAGCGGUUUAAAUUUAGCAGCUACCCAGUAGAGAGCAGCGGUGACGGGCUGCCAGCCAAAGUAAGAAAAAGCAGGAGCACCUUAAGCAAUGGCAGCAUCAAGAAGUUGGAGACGAGGAAAGCCUUGAGUUUAGAGGCGGCCCAGCUCGAAAUCCAGCAACAACACAAAACCCUCACCAGGCAAGCACCUGUUAGGGCACAGACGUUUGAUGUUGACAGCAAAGGCUUUGAGAAGACCGAGGGCACUGGCUCACAAAGUAGUUUCAGAAAGCACAACAAGACAUUUCACAAGUUGUUUCCAGACAUUCCAGAGAGUGAAGAUUUGAUUCAUGCAUACAUCUGUGCCCUGCAGAAGGAAGUGCCCUACCAUGGUCGGCUGUACAUCACAGACACCCAUGCCUGUUUCUUUUCCUCAGUUUUACUUAAGGACACUAAGGUAGUGAUUCCAAUUUCCUGCAUUAAAAGAGUGAAGAAGCAGAAUACAGCUUUGUUAGUACCCAACGCCUUGUCAAUUCGCACCACUGAGGGAGAUAAGUACCUCUUUGUGGCUCUGCGGAACAGAGAAUCCUGUUUUCAGCUCUUGCGUUCAGUCUGUCCUCAGUUAGAGGAUGGCAGUGCAAACAGUAGCCCUCUCUUCUCCUCAGCUGAAACUAGCUUUGAUAAGAGCAAACCUGUGAACUCCAGCCAGUCCAGUCUGGACGACAGCUUCGACCAAUUCGAUGGCUUCAAGUCUCAGACUUUACAAGACAACCCAGUGCUUAGACCACAUAAAGAGGCAGUACCUAGUGUAAAUGGUUCCUCUAUGAAGAGUUUGCAUAUGCAACAGAGUGAGAGCUCAUCAACAGAGGAGCUGUCUGUGUCAGGUGGAUCCUGGGUGUGGAGUGUGACUGAGAAAGCAAAGUCUCUGGUGGUUCACAGAGAAGCCAGCAACCUCAACACUCUACUCUUCAUCUACUUGAUUUUGGUGCUGCUGCUGCUGCUGUCUUCGGGCUACAUUGGUUUGCGUAUCGUGGCCCUGGAAGAACAGCUGACGUCUCUGGGCGCACUGCCCGAGUUCAACUUACAGAGCGGGUACCGACAAGACACAUAACAAUCAGUGACUUAAGGAGAGAUUGGUUGACUCAUGAUUGGAAGAUUAUUUCUGCCUCUUCCCAGCAGAACCAGCCAGGGAACUUCUAAUGUACUCAGACUUUGCUCUCAGUGUGGCCUGCGCUGGUGUCUAAAGGAAGAGUAGCCAACCUGUGCAAUUUUAGACACUUGUUGACUUGAAGGGCUAUACUUCCUCCAAGUGCAGUGAACAGAACAGCAAAAGAAAAGGACAUGCCACAACCUAGUCACAUAGAGCCAAGCCAAAAUGUAUACACACACACACACACACACACACACACACACACACACACACACACACACACACACACACACACACACACACACUGCCUGGUUGCAGCGUGUCUGUUCAAACCAAAGCCAAACGGCUCUAUCUUAGCAAGGUGCCACAUUAGCCAGGCUGAUGGGCACGCUUCUGGCAAAAACUGUUCGUCAUCUGUGAAUUUCUGUUGUUCUCUUGUCCCUGAGCAUGCAUUCUUGAACAGGGCUGUACCAAUAAGCAUUAGCUUGCUGAUGAUUCCACCUCACCACUUGAGACGUAGUGCUAUGCAUAGCCAAAGAUACACACACAGUUCACGUCUUUUGCAUGAGUGUAUGGAGAUAAAAUGAUGUCUUUCUCUUAUUUAGCCCUCUAUCAGCAGUGCUGUCUCUUUAAAUUCAGUAACUUUCGGGUACUUCUCUUCAGAUGGUUCUUAUAUCUCUAAUCAGCAGUGGGUUGAAAUGACGAUGGCUAAAAUCCAAACUUCAGAUCAGCCCACAGAGGCUCGAUACUUUCCUGAUGGUCUUAUCCUUUCUCUCUUCGUCCAGUCAGAAAUGAUUGCAGUAUUACUUUUCCUCGUCUUUGGCAUGAUUUAAACCUGUUUAAUGAUCAUUGCUCAGAGGUUAUGUUCCUUCCAGGCUCCACUGGAUGAAUGCAUCAUCAAUGCACAAGUACAAUAGAAUAUUAGGAAGCUGUCUUAGGCAAAGAUGUCUUUAUGCACAGCUUUUCUCUGACUUUGGUCUUCAGAAGUAGAUUUCAGACCUGUCUUUUUGAUGUCCAGUAAGUGCAGACCUCUCUGACAGGCCUCUUGAGGACCAAGUGACAUUUCUAGAGUUUCUUCAGGUUAUUUUUAAGUAGCACCAGUGAUAUAUUUCUAAUGUAGGUGUCUGGGAAAAUGGGCACUUGACUGAUAUUUGCGUAUUCUUUGUCACCUGAAAAGGAGCUUUUUGUUUUGUUUUGUUUUUUUGUUGUUUUGUUUUAAAAAAAAAAAAAAAUAACCACAUUUACUGUUAGGUCCAAGUUUAUCAAAAGCAAAACAAGUGGUCCCAAAAAGAAAUUUCAAUAUGCAGCAAAUUGUUAUGCAUGACAAAAUGUAAUUUCUGUGUGCAGUUUUUUGGGGUUUUUUUAAAAGUGGAACUCGAUGUUUGUGGUGAAGAAAUUGUAAGAAGAGGAGAAAAUUUAUGUGAGUGAAAGAAACGGCUCAAGCGAGCAAGCGCACUUUAAAAACCUGUGGUGUGCCUGUCACAAUCCAAGAUGCUGUUUGGAUUGAGAAGAAAUGGCAAAACUGGUGUUCUGUGGUAUCUAAAGGUGCUUAGACCUUUUUUUUUUUUUUUUUUUGUUUGUUUGUUUUGUCAAUUUAAGAAAAAUUGAUUCACUCAGGGGUGGUGGGGCGCUACCUGCCAUGUGGUUAUGGGUUGUCAACUUUUCUUGUCAUUUCAGUCUUGUGUGUACAGUGGAGUUCACAGUCUGUACAUCUUUGGUGGUUUCUCCUGUAGCCCUUUGAGAAGGAAAGCGGUUUCAUUGAGUUCACUCAACUUUACCAAUUGAUCAAACUUUUCAUUUUCUAAGAAUGCUUGCUCUUUUCUUUUUAUUUCUUAUUUUUUAAACUGCCCCCCACCUCCCUCCCAUAUGAUCGGUUUCAGCUAACAUGCAUAUCCAUCUCAGUGAUUUCACCCUCCUUUAUGAAAGCUCUUCUUGACCAGGUGUAGUGAGUGGUUUUACUUUUGCUACAUUCUUAUUCAGGAGAGUCCGUCAUGAUUAGUUAAGGUUAUUGUCAUGCCAUAUACAGUACUGUCAGUUCUUAUACUCCUCCACUUGGGGGCAGCACACACAAGUACUGUCCUCGAAACUCAUUUAAUUCAGUGAGGGCAGUAGUUGUGAGGUUUUGCACUAUUGAGUGUUGUAAAUAAUUUUGUAUCAUUUGUUAAUGUCCUAAUUCUACUGUUGUCCCAUAUUUAUUUUCAUUCUGUGUAGUUCAAAGUAGUCUCUGUGAGAUGGCUUUGCUACCGUUUAAAAUAAAUCAGAUGUUUCAAAAUAAA
Molecule: messenger RNA, 3722 nt
Organism: Archocentrus centrarchus (flier cichlid)
Lineage: Eukaryota; Metazoa; Chordata; Actinopteri; Cichliformes; Cichlidae
Product: GRAM domain-containing protein 2B
Exons: 13
Coding region: 280-1407 (375 amino acids)
Source: RefSeq, a predicted model, not a curated record